Molecule: messenger RNA, 1932 nt
Organism: Papilio xuthus (Asian swallowtail)
Lineage: Eukaryota; Metazoa; Arthropoda; Insecta; Lepidoptera; Papilionidae
Product: aquaporin AQPAn.G
Exons: 5
Coding region: 1060-1932 (290 amino acids)
Biological process (GO): transmembrane transport
Cellular component (GO): plasma membrane
Molecular function (GO): channel activity
Source: RefSeq, a predicted model, not a curated record
CCGUUCAGCUGUUAUAGAGAUUCUGAGACGGAGAGACCUUCAAACAAUCAUCCAUCCAAACAUUCGCAUUUUUAAUAUUAUUAUAGUAAGAUGGGAGUUAUAAUCUGCGUCAAAUUGAAAUUCGUUCCAGCCGUUUCGGAGAUUUGUCAGAACAAACGCGACCGUGCGUACAAACACACAGACACUCCGCCGACAGUACUACUCACACAGACAGACAACGGCACUCGCUUCUCGCUAUCUGCUGACUAUCUUCGCAACGUUUAUUUAUAACAGACAUUGUACUUAUAAUUUAUCUUCAGUAAAUAAUAAUAAUACAAAGGAUUUAUCUAAAUCCAAGCUAAGGGUGUCACAGUCGCCGUACAGAACAGAACGACGCCGGAGGACGGCCAUAUCUCGAUCUUUACGGCAGCCGGUUAACUCUAACUUAAAUAUUGACAACUAGCAGUCUGGGUUGUCGCCCGCGACAUUUUCCGCGCACGAUUAAUGAAAACAUUUUUAGUAGCCUAAGCAUUGCUUCCACUCAGUAUUCCAUAUCUAGAUAUACUCUCUGAAAGCAAUAUCUCCAGAACGGCUGCAUGGCUCUAGAAUCAUAUCUUAUAACGAACAUCCAUCCAUCCACAUAUUUUGUAUUUAUAAUAUUGUGUAGUAAGAAAUUGGUAAGGAACAUUUAUAGAUGACGUGAUUGUUGGGGUUGUAAAAUCGCACAUAGGCCAGAGGUGUGCGCACACACGAGCGGCGCGCCGCACGUAAUGCUUUCCUUUAGUUAUUCCUUCGACUGAUUAUUGUUGAUGUGAGGCGUUCAUACAAGGCGAGUCCGAGGAGUCCUUAUCUGGCGAGUGCGAAUUACAACAGCGGUGAGCGGCGACCGGUGCUAAACGCUUGCUCAUCGCGGGACGGACGCAUUGUUUGCACGUCACCAAAUAACAUACGUUAUCACGCCGGUAUGAAUUACAACUUAAUGAUGUUUGUCUCCGCCGUCCUCGCCGUACUCGGCGCGCGCGGUGGCUGCGUGGCGCGCUGGCGCGGGCCGCAGUCAGCGCGCGCUCGGCCCUCCGCAACAUGGUGCACGAGCGGGAGCCCGCACCUCUCACUGUCACAAGAGUCGAUUCUCGAGAUUCAAAAGGAGGUUUCUAUGGAGAUUCCGAGGUAGAAGAGGACAGACUGUGCGCGGUGUGUCCUCGGGGCGCGGACGUGCGGCCGCGAGGCUCGCGAGCGGUUUGGCGUGAGGCGGCGGCCGAGGCGGCGUGCUCGGCGCUGCUCGUGCUGCUGACGUGUCUACCGGCGUGCGCGCAGGCCCCGCCGCUGCAGCGCGCACUCGCCGCCGGCCUUGUCGUCACCGCGCUGGUGCAGUGCUUCGAUCACGUAUCGGGCGCCAUGAUGAACCCGGCGGUGACGCUGGCUGCAGUGGUGGUCGGGCACCGUUCGGCACGGCGCGGCGCCACCUACCUCGCGGCGCAGGCGGCGGGCGCGGCGGCGGGCGGCGCCCUGCUGCGCGCGCUGGCGCCCGGGGCGCCCGCCGCCUGCCGCACACUGCCCGCGCCCAACAUCGGCGCCGCACAGGCGGCGUGCGUGGAGGCGCUGCUGGGCGGCGUGCUGGCGUGGGCCAACUGCGCCUCUUGGGACGCGCGCAAUCGGCGGCUGCUGGACUCGUGGCCGCUGCGCGUCGGCUUCACUGUGACCGGCCUAACGCUGGCGGCGGGUUCCCUCACGGGCGCCAGCGCCAACCCGCUGCGCAGCCUGGCCCCCGCGCUCUACGCCGGCGACUUCACCGCCGUCUGGGUGUAUUGCGUGGGCCCGCCGAGCGGCUCGCUGUGUGCGGCGGCCGUGUACCGCGCCGUGUGGGGCGCGCCCGCGGGCGCCGCCGCGCGCGGGGACUCUCCGCCGCGCGCCUCUUCGGCGACCGCCCGCCCGGCGCCGGACGCCCGCGCCUAG